GAUAUCAGACCGACUUGGAGCUACUGGUGCUGCUUCCAGGCAAAGGCUAGAGAGGAUAAAUGACCAUACCACUUAUGCAUAACUGGGUAAGUCUUACCAUUUUUAUUUUAUUCUAUUAUAACAAAUAGUAGGUAAACAGGCAUUGGAUACCAGUAAUGCCUUGGACGAUACAUAAUUUCAUUGCAUAUUUGAUUAAACAUAAUUGGUUGACAAUCACUAACUUGCAUAGUAAGAUUGUUCAAAGCUUGAAAUUACAAUAUAGAAUAUUUACAACUGGAAAUAGAUAAAAAGAAGAUUAAAAAAAGAGAGAAUUACACAGGAAAGAUCAUUUUAGUAUUAUGAUUUGCACGUGCAAGGUUUUAUCCUGCAUGUAUCCUGUAUUAUUUUGUUGUCCCUGAAUGUAAAAUUAAUGGGAAUUAUUUUAUCGUCAUGAAUAAACGCAUCUGUUCUUAGAUCCCAGUCAACCAUGAGGAUAAUCUCCUGUCAGCUGAUCCUUGUGGCGGUAGUCGUGGUGACACUCACUCUGGUGUCCUGCGCUGAGGCGAAGACUACACCCAAACCAAAGUACCUGUACACCAAGAAGCCAGCCCCACACAUCACUGUGCACAGCCCCGUGACCACCAUCAUGCCCAAGACCCUCAAGACAGUGCCAGUCCCAAAACCUGUGGAGCCCCAACCCCCACCUGCAACAGAAAAGACCAACUAUGCCAGUCAUCUGUAUCAACAAUAUUAUGAGGGGACUGAGACCCCUGGUGUUGGCCAAGACAACUACACUCUGGAUUACAAUGAAUGCUACUUUAACUUUUGUGAGUGCUGUCCACCUGAGAGAGGCCCCAGAGGGCCGAAGGGAGACCGAGGAUUGACAGGUAUAAGGCUCACUGAUCUAGUGCAGUAGAUAAAAAUGUAUAUAUUUAAAAUAAUUUUAUUUGUUUUCAUGUGUGUUUUUGUUUGUUGAAAUAUCUUCAUGUUUGCUUAUACAGGGCCAUCGGGUGAAAAGGGGAUCACAGGUUUGGCUGGUUUGCCAGGACCACAGGGGGAGAGUGGUCCUGUGGGGCCAAAGGGAGACAGAGGUGGGGGUAAAACUUGAAUAUGGUAUUUGAAAAAGAUAACCUCUUACUGUCUUGUCUAAUUCCUUAAAAAAGCAUGUGGAGGUGCUUGAAAGGGUAAGAACAGGACAGCCUAUUAUUUUAAAAAUGGUUAUUUUGCAGUUUUGGGGCAAUGCUUUGAAAAAGGAAGAAGAUAUGCCCAAUUACUGCUUGGUUUUUAAUGGUGUUAUUUAUUACAGCUCAAAUAUAUACAAUUUUACAGGUGACAAAGGUGACAGAGGAAAUAGUGGGACAGCCGGACCACCAGGAAUACCUGGAAAACCAGGACAAAAAGGUGAAAGUUUCUCAGGCUCUUUUAUUUUUUAAAUUUGACAGCUGCCCUUUUUUAGUCUGAGUGUUUAAGAAAAAAAAAACUCAAAAGCCAAACCAUGAUGUGCAGAUCAGUUAUGGUUAGCUUCAUGGCUUCUUAUGUAUCAUCAGAUACACAAAAUAGCUAUCACAUACUAACACCUCCUCAUAAAUACAAAAGACCCAACCUGUCCUCUGGGUCACCAAAAAAAGGGAAAAAUCUAACCUCGUAUUGGAUCCCUGCCGACUGGUUACUAUUUCCCACAGACCACAAUUCCUCAAUGUCAAACAGAGUUUACCAAGAGCUCACAAAAACUGGUUAUGUUGGAACUUUAACGGUGAUCCGCAUUUCAAAGUCAUGUAGCCUGUGAAUAAUUGAAACUGUUCAAGUACAGACAAAGAUAUUUGAUUUCAAAUAAACAUCUUCACUGACACAGUUUCCUUAACUUACAGGUGAUGUUGGCUCAAAAGGUGAGAAAGGAGAAAAAGGCUUGCAAGGACUCAAAGGUCUUGGUGGGGAGAAAGGAGAACCGGGCCUAAAUGGGACUGCUGGUGAGAAAGGAGAGCCAGGGAAAGAGGGUCCAGCUGGACCCCCAGGACCAACUGUUGGGCAAAGUCUCAAGGGCGACAAAGGAGAUAAGGGGGAGUGUGGUCUGUUCGGAGAGAGAGGACUGAAAGGUGAGCGGGGUGACCCUGGGCCUCCUGGCGUCCUAGGAGCUAUGGGCAUCCCAGGAAUGAAUGGCAAACAUGGUUCCCCGGGUCCUGUAGGGGUCCGAGGCGACCCAGGACUUCCUGGCCCACAAGGAGAACAAGGCAUCAGGGGCCCACAGGGACCAAUGGGAGUGAGAGGAAUGCCUGGGCCAAAAGGGGACAGAGGUUAUCCUGGGAUGCGAGGCGAUCGAGGCAUUCGUGGAAUCAAGGGAGCAAAGGGAUCAUGGAUCCCCCAGAAGCGCUCCGCCUUCAGCGUAGGUAUCUCCCCAAGAAAAUCCUUCCCACCUUCUGGUUUCCCAAUACGCUUUGACAAAGUCUUCUACAAUGACGAGAACCACUUCAACGUCACUUCCAACAGCUUCACAUGCGUUCAUCCUGGAGUUUACGUCUUCUCCUUCCACGUCACUGUACGGAACCAGCCACUGCGAGCCACGCUGGUGGUGAACGGAUCACGACGGGUAAGGACACGUGACUCUCUGUACGGCCAAGACAUUGACCAGGCAUCCACUCUGGUGGUGCUACGGCUGGGGCUGGGCGAUCAGGUGUGGAUGGAGACCCUCAGAGACUGGAAUGGGGCUUAUGCCAGCAGUGAGGAUGACAGCAUCUUCUCUGGGUUCCUGCUUUACUCAGACAAGCCCUAA
This is a messenger RNA of Xyrichtys novacula (pearly razorfish), 2746 nucleotides long. Lineage: Eukaryota; Metazoa; Chordata; Actinopteri; Labriformes; Labridae. The record is from the annotation of a GenBank genome assembly.